AAAUAAAAAUCAUAAAUGGAGCCGUUUUCAAUCGCUUUAUUAAUAUCUGGAUUGCUGACGGCAAUGUAUCAGAUGUCCGGAACACCUUUUAUUCUGAAUAUAAUCAUUUUCUGUUUCUGCUUAUUACUGUCAUUCUACGCCAUGUUCAUGAGUGGAUAUCUUAUUCCGUGUGAUGGAUUAUUUUAUUGGAUAUACUCGUGUAAUAAGAAUGAAUCGUCUGAUGAAGAAGAAAUUGAAUUAUUUGAACAUGAUGACCAAAUAACAAAGAAAUUGAGAGAGCUGACUGGACACAUCGUCAGAGAUUUCAUAUUAUCUUGGUAUAACAAGGUAACAGAUGAAGUUACUUUUGUUCAAGAAGCUUUUGAACUCUUCGAACAUUUACUCAGAGGAGCUAGAUCUCGAGUUGCAUCCACCGACAAGAAUAUAUUGUUGGCAAAUAUUCUUGAGGAGUUUCUAAAACAUUAUAUUAUAUAUAAAAAAGCUGCAAAAGACAUUGGUUCUCGAGCUUAUUCUAGAAAUGAUGAAGAUGAAGAAAAACAAAGAGAACUACUUACAGCUGUAUCAUAUAUUGGCAAAAACGGCCAUUCCGCAUUGGAAAAUUUACCAGAUUCUGAAAUGGAACAUUUAAGAGGAAUUAUUAUACUUAUAUUGAAAGGGCUUUUACCAGAAGAUUAUGAACUGACAGGAACUCCUUUGUAUCUUGUGAGAGAGCUUAUUGCUCAAAAUGUCCUCAACUCAUUGGUGAAUCUUCUUUCAGACCCAUUAUGGAUUUAUAACACUUUAGUGAAAAUCUUGGACGAGACUGAGAUCGACUCGCCAACAGAAAAUAGCGAAACUGCAAAUAGACAUUCAGAAAAUGAAGGCAACUCUAUAAAUGGCGUUGAAAACAAUUCAUCUAUCGGGAAUACUAUGAACAGUUCCGCUGUUCUUAUCGCGAAUUCCGAAAGUUUAUUCAAUGAUGGAUCAUUGUCACCCACAGUCACAGUCGUUAACAGUGAAAAUUGUCUCAGCACAUCACGAGCAUCAACCACUUCAAUGGCUUCUCAAUUAUCUGCUGAUUCUGAUGACUUGCAACCAGUAUCACCACGGCAAGAAGAUGUUCCAUUACCACUGAUGUCUUCAGAAAUGCACUUUGCACCAGAAUGGAAUAAUAUCGAUCGAGAUGCUGCUUCCCUAAAUAAGCAUAUUUUAUCUGUAGCCAAUGGCAGAACACCUCAAGAAAAACUUUUUUUCCGGAUUCGCAUUCCCGAAGCUGUUGAAAUGAAAGAAAACUUUGAUGGAGGAAGAAAAUAUACUUUGUAUAAAAUAACAUACAAAACAAGAGAAUUCCCACAAGCACAAACUGUUGCUAUUGAUAUUCCAUUGAACAAUGAGGAAUCUGCAAACAAUAAUAAUAUAGAAAGUAAUACCAGACCAAAGAAAAUAAGUCAUAUGAAGAAGCACCAGGUGCAAAGACGUUUUCGAGAGUUUCAUGUUCUUCAAGAAAGACUUUCCCAAAACAUGGUUGCCAGAAACUUGAUAGCAAAUAUUAAUGGACCAUCAAGAAUGUUUCCUGUGCCAUUUGGAAAUAUGGAUAAAGAAUAUAUUGAGAAACGAAGAAAAUUUUUACAAGCUUAUCUUAGAGAGAUUUGCUCCAUUCCAUUCAUCAGCCAUUGCGAGGAGAUACGUGAGUUCCUAGCUUUUGAAAUGGACCCUCGUAUUGCCUAUGUUCAAAAACCUGAACCAAUUCCAAGGUUUGAUAAAAUGCUUAAAACAGCACUGAAAGAUCUUCUCGGAAGUACUUCUAUGAAAUUUUCUGACACAUUGACAUCCACAGAUAAUGAAUCUGCUUUUAAGAUUGAGGGUCCAAGUAUCAGAGAGAAAAGGGAAUCAGAGUCGAACGGUUCUAUAUUUCCAAAUAAUGAGGUCGAGAAUGUGGGAGCAGUAACAAAACUGCGAAACAAGGUAUUCGGUUCAUCUAAGCAUUUCAAUAAUCAAGACGUUGUUGCCGAUUCCGCGAAGAGACAGUUUGCAAACUUUGAGAAUAGAAGAAAUGUCUUUCCUUUAAAAUGGAAACAUGAAAAUGAUAUCAAUUCGACCCCUCUAAUAUCGAUAGAAGGUUCUGAGCAAACUGUUGAAAUUAGAGGAACUGGAGAUGGUUGUGAUGCUGGCUCUAUUCCUAUAUCAGAAACUGAUUCAGAUAUUUCAUCUGCUCGUUUAGUUCUUCAAUUUCUCUUACAUACAUGGAAUGUUAAACCAGGAACUCAUGGAAUAAUAGCCGUGACACUGACAAAAUAUGUGUCUGCAUUCUUGGUGAAGGAGAUUAAUGAAUUAACAACGAAAGAUAGUUGGACUAAAUACCUAACGACACUUCAUAAUGCUCUUUGGCCAGAAGGUGAAUGGAAUUCAAAUGAUGACGAACGAAUAACUUGGAUGACUGCCUCUUCUGAAAUAAAAGCUGACGCUUUUCGCAGCGCAAAAAAAACUUUAGAAAAGGCCUUGCCAGAUGUAAUACGUUUCAUUGUUGAUGAAGAGACUUAUAGUAAUGGAGUCGAACAUUUAUUAUUGUCUUUACAAAAUCCUCUUAUUAACAGACAUCUACUCUAUAAAAUGUUAGAUUUGAUUAUUCAACAGUUAUUUUCUGACUUUGAUGAUGUUGUUCAUCGUAACAAUAUAUCUUUGAAUGUUGUAACAUCACCUGCCUCUUGAUUCAUACCAUUCCUCUUUUGUUAUUGGUUUUUUCAUUUUGUAUAUUUUCUGUGACUGAAUUGCUCUUUACUGUGAUUGCUUUUGUUUUAAUUGUAUCUUUCAUGUGUUUAAAAUAUGUUAUCUGCCGCAGCUUUGAAUAAACAUGAGUAUAGUAUAA
This is a messenger RNA of Styela clava, 2845 nucleotides long. Its product is annotated as sorting nexin-19-like. The record is from RefSeq and is a predicted model, not a curated record. Lineage: Eukaryota; Metazoa; Chordata; Ascidiacea; Stolidobranchia; Styelidae. Gene Ontology annotation, molecular function: phosphatidylinositol binding. Gene Ontology annotation, cellular component: intracellular membrane-bounded organelle.